GAUCGACUAGCUUGUGAGAAACACUACGUAUUAAACGAGCCAUGGAGAAGUGUGCGAACUCACAGGGAGAGAGACCACAAGUGCGACCAGAGAACUUUGAUAAAGCAUAACCACUGGUAUCGAUUCAUGGGAGAAGGAGGCACCAUGAUACCAACGCAACGCCCUCCAGCGACACAUCGCUGCAGUACACACGCGCCCGUUUGGAUGAAAGGAAAGCAUCCAACCGUAGAGCAAGGUGUGGUGAGAAGAAGGGUGUGCGCAUUCUGGGAAGAGGAAGAGUGCCAUUGGUCAUGGAAGAUCAACGUCAGGGCAUGCCCCGGAGGAUACUACGUCUACAAGCUGCCGAAACCAAAGAUUUGUUACAGCGCUUACUGUACAACAGAUGAAGAUACUGAGGGGUCUGGAGAGCCAGAGGGCUCAGGUGACAUGGGCUAUACUCAGCGAGGCGAUACGCAAUACAAGAUAUACACCGAGGAGAAGACCUACGAUGCUGCCAAGCAAACAUGUGCUGCAGACGGCGGCCAUCUUGUUUCCAUCGAAACCGAGGCUGUAUACAACUUUCUUCUGGGCAUGAUUCGAGACGUCGAUGUAUUAAAAGACUACUGGAUUGGGCUAAACGACCAAGCAGAUGAACAGAGUUGGACCUGGUCUGAUGGAAAACCGUUGAAUGAUGGUGGUUUCACUAAGUGGGCACCCGGAGAACCCAACAACAAUGAAGGCAUCCAGGACUGUGGCCAGUUAUGGGCAUAUAAAAACUUCCAAUGGGACGACGACAGGUGUUCCUAUAAGAAGUACUUCAUUUGCCAAAUAGGUCCAGGAGAGGCGUAUGACGGAGACGACAUCAUCUUUGAAGGAUCUGGGGAGGAACCCUUGCCUACUCAAGAAAACAUUAAAGGCUGUCCAGAAAACAACAUAGUAGUGCUUCCCAGUGGUAAGAAAUACGUCGCCAGUGAUGAUACCAAGACGUACGAAGACGCACAGACAGAGUGCAGACGUCAAGGCGGGAUCGUCGCCAUCCCAAGGGACGAAGAGGAACAAAAAAAUCUGGUGUUCCUGAAGAACUGUGUCAGCAGAGAGAACCAGUUCUGGCUGGGUGUAAGGUGGACAUCGUCAGCAGGAUGGGUGGACGGCAGAGGCAGUCCCCUAGGCGGCUUUACGACUUGGGCGCCUGGAGAGCCAAAUGACAGAUACAACGGCUACAGAUGCUCACACAUUGUCUAUGGCAACAAGGAGGGAGACAGAAGAAACAACUGGGCAGACGCUUACUGCAAUUCGUUGUACAACUUCGUCUGUGAGAUAGAAAAUGCACCUUCCUGGUCAGCAUCCUCCCAGUUUGAUUCGCGUCACUCACCUGAUCGCGCUGAUAUCAACUCUCGCGAGACUUCCGACAACGCCGGCGCAUGGGCAGCAGCAACUAACAACCAGGACCAAUGGCUGAUGAGGGACCUGGGUGAGGUGAAAGUCGUGACAGGUGUCAUCACCAAAGGCAGGGACUACAGCCCCGAUUGGCCGUAUGGACCACAUGACCAAUACGUCACGUCUUAUGUCAUAUCUUACGGCGUCAAAGAUGGCGACGAGAAGUUUUAUACCAAUGCGAACAACGAGAUCACUGUUUUCCCAGGGAAUUCCGACCGUGACGCGGAGGUCUACAACGACUUUAGGGAGUACAACGGCCCUGUCAUGGCGCGUUACAUCAAGAUCCAUCCGAGAAUCUGGCAUCAGCAUAUCUCUAUGAGGAUGAAAAUUGUAACCUCUGAAAUCGUCAACGUAUCAUCCUGCUCUGAGUUGAAGUCCGUUGACCCUGCUAGUAAAGAUGGCGAGUACACACUCCACCCUUUUUCAACUUGCCAAGAUAUAUCCCUCCGCGUCUACUGCCACAACAUGGCGUCCGAGCGACCAGAAGAAUUCCUGACUCUGCCGUCCGGGCCGGAAAAGAACUUUGCCAACAUCUACGCAGACCGAUUAAGGGAUAAUUAUGGAGGUCGGUGCAACGGACCGUUACAGGACCCGUACUCCAAACGUGCCGGGACCACGAAGUUUAACAAAAUCAGAAUCAAGUUUGAGAACUCCAAGGUCAAGGUUAUUCGAGAUGACUACACCUUUGCUAGCACUAACGGCUAUAACAACGUACCAUACGGGGAGGCUGGCGACUGUUAUUCUUGGAAACAGGGAUGUGCCAAAGGAACGUUUUCAUUGGAUCUUACCGGGACUGGGCUCUCUUUAGCUUCCAACGUUCACUGGGUCAUGGAGGAACGCUAUCCAGAGUACAUCAGCAUCAACGACAUGUUUAUAUCAGAAGACAGAACGGUUGCAUCUGCGCGUUGCGGGGGAUGGUGUGGACACUGCUGGCCUGUGGAAAAGAACUUAAUUCUUUCCCACCCAAAAUGUGACAACAACCGCCAAAGCAGCAAGGCAAAAGACAAAUCCGUAGAGAAUUUCUACGAAGGCUGCUACAAGGAUGGUAAAAGACGGAGGCUUCCCGAUGCACUUCUCAUCAGCGAGGACAUGACAGCAGACAUCUGUGUCAAACAUUGUCGUCAAGAAGGAUAUUCUUAUGCAGGUACUCAGUACUACAAAGAGUGCUGGUGCGGCACUGAGCUACCACACCGUGGACCACGUGAAGAUAAUGAAUGCGCGACCCCUUGCGGAGGAAAUCAUAAUAAGAUGUGCGGAGGCGAAUGGAGAUUAUCAGUGUACAAAGUGGAGCCAGUUGACGAAAUUCAUUCGGAGGGACGCCAUGACUGCCAGACAUCGGACGGGGCUUCCUACAGAGGAACGGUAGCUGUGACCAGAUCGGGCCUUACGUGUCAACGCUGGGACCGGCAGACACCCCAUCAGCACACGAGAACGUCUGACAAUUAUCCGUCAUCCGGAUUGGAGGAAAACUACUGCCGGAAUCCGGACGGAACGCCCGGAGUCUGGUGCUACACCACGGAUCCUAACAAGAGAUGGGACCUAUGUGACGUGCCAGUAUGUGUGGAGCCAACCACCGCUGUUGAAGUUCCUUUGGAUGGACCUCAUAGCUGCCAGACAUCGGACGGGGCUUCCUACAGAGGAACGGUAGCUGUGACCAGAUCAGGCCGCACGUGCCAACGCUGGGACCGGCAGACACCACAUGAGCACACGAGAACGUCCGACAACUAUCCGUCAUCCGGAUUGGAGGAAAACUACUGCCGGAAUCCGGAUGGAACCCCCGGAGUCUGGUGUUACACCACGGAUCCUAACAAGAGAUGGGACUUUUGUGAUGUCCCAGUUUGUGAUGUCAGCCCACAGACAGCAAUGCCAUCGAUGACAACGGUUCCAUCCCAGACUGGACGUCCAGACAGUGAUGAUGAUGAAGACCGAGAAGUUUGGGGUUCCGCUUACACAAAUGAAGCUGUGCCUAAGAAUCUAGCAACCCAACCACCUGUUUCAACAAAAAUAGCAGCAAAGUCAGGAUCCUUGAUAGAAAAUCCCUCAACCCAAGUCCCGGUCCACAAAGCAGGAACAGACGCCACGCCAACAGUGUGUCCAAUAUCUGGCUACAUUCGUCUACGAGGAGCUUGCUACAAGUUCUUUGCUGAACCGAAGACGUACGAAGACGCUAGACAGAGGUGUGCCGAAGAUGGUGGGCUGUUAGCCAUGCCGAAAGACCGUGCCACCAACCGGUUCGUCACCAACCACCAUCGCGGAUCCAGCUGGCUUGGGUUAACUGACAUCAACAGAGAAGGCCGUUGGGUUUAUGAGGACGGCCAACUCCUGAAGUCGUCCGGGUAUUCUAGCUGGGCACGUGGUGAACCAAACGAUGCUGAUUACAUUGAAGACUGUGCCGAAUUCACGCCAACCCGCGCGUUUUGGAAUGAUGCACCGUGCAACUCCAGCAAGCCGUUUACCUGUCAGAUAGGUGUAACUGAUGUGACGUCAGCGAUCCCUACACCUACACCUGAACCUACACCUACACCUACACCUACACUGGCGAGCCUCUCUACACCGAAAGUUACCACAGAAGGAAAAGUCACCGUGCUCAAAACAUCCAACGUAACCCUGAAAUGCACCCUAAGACUGAGACGACGGCACAUCAACCAUCGCAUCAACUGGUACAGAAUCGGAGAAAACGGCACACAGGGUGCUCCUAUGAUCACAUACAUUGAUAGACACGCCUUCCACAACUACCGGCGGACUGCAGAGCUGCGAUUGGUCGACAGACUGGAGGCCGUUGAUGACCACGUGUCCCUUAGGAUUCUAAAUGUUAAAGUGCAGGAUUCUGGGACGUACAGAUGUGAGGUCAUCCUGGCGUCCCAGCAGCGAGCUUACGCUGACGUCAAUAUGACCAUUUUAGCAUGUCCAAUUAAAAAGAAAAAGGACCACAUCAUUAUCAACAAAGCUACUCCAACAGAGCUGGCGAGAUCUGUGGACCACCAUGACCAUGGAGGGCAAAGUCUUGUGGUCAUCUCGGACACUGGCAGUGUAUUCGCUGUUGCUCUAUUCACGGGAGGCGUUUUCUUUAUCUUGUUUCUGAUCAUUGCAGCUGUGGUCUUUUUGGUUUGGAGAAAGCGGGGUUAGUUAACCCACGGGACACUGGCAUUAAAAUCAUAUAAAGAUCAUUCCAAAUGUAUCCACCAAACAUACGACAAGUUUGAAGAACGUGGUGGAAACUUUCAUAUUCUAUACGUUGACGUUAGCAUUCUGUUUGAUAUAAUUUUGUGUCAACAUUGUCAACAGAUCAUGGGAGUAAACUUUCCAUAUCCUACUACGAAUUAGCCAUGGAUAUACAUUUAAGUGAUAGAUUCAGUUAUAUACCCUACUUUUCACGAUGAUUUUGAUACAUAUUUUGAUAGCCGAUAACAGUUUUGAUACUUUUGGUGAAUUAUAUUUGAUAUUCAAUUUGAUAGUUAAUCACAAAGAGCUGUUCACAUGUUAAUAGUGAGACAGCAUACAGAUGAUAUAUGUAUUAUAUACAUUACUAUUGAUAGAUGUGAAAGGUAUAUUGAAGCGAUGCAUCCUUAAGAUAUCCAUUUUUAUUACCGUUACCGAACGCAUUGCCUCUGUAAGGGAGUGGUAACAACUGUUUUCUAUGUCUUUAGAGGUGAUAGAGACAAUUUUGUACAAAUGAAAACCGACUUUUGAGAAAAAAUAAACGUACUUGUUUGGUUUAUUGAA
Molecule: messenger RNA, 5139 nt
Organism: Branchiostoma floridae (Florida lancelet)
Lineage: Eukaryota; Metazoa; Chordata; Leptocardii; Amphioxiformes; Branchiostomatidae
Exons: 24
Coding region: 127-4542 (1471 amino acids)
Molecular function (GO): signaling receptor binding; metalloendopeptidase activity; zinc ion binding
Source: RefSeq, a predicted model, not a curated record